Messenger RNA from Canariomyces notabilis, 2526 nucleotides. RefSeq lists its product as uncharacterized. Gene Ontology annotation, molecular function: DNA-binding transcription factor activity, RNA polymerase II-specific; zinc ion binding; RNA polymerase II cis-regulatory region sequence-specific DNA binding. Bases 495 to 2180 code for a protein of 561 amino acids. Gene Ontology annotation, biological process: positive regulation of transcription by RNA polymerase II; negative regulation of transcription by RNA polymerase II. Lineage: Eukaryota; Fungi; Ascomycota; Sordariomycetes; Sordariales; Chaetomiaceae. The record is from RefSeq and is a predicted model, not a curated record. The transcript has 3 exons.
CCAACUCUCAUUACAGCGGUGGUCUUCGCCUCUUCCCCACCCGAGGAAGCUGGUCCAGUGGCGGGCCUAGGCCUUCUCGCUGUACACACACGGUCUCGACGGAAGAUCGAUUUGAUUAGCAUCAAAUCUCGCAUUCAACCGUUAAAAAGCUCGCCGAUAUCUCCGCACUGAUAGUUCCCGCCUGAAAUUCAACAGAGAACGGCAACUCUCUGUCUCAAGGAGUAUCGGCUCUCUUCUGUCGUCCAGAUUCCUAGAAGCCGAUACAUUAGAUCCCAUUUUCGAGAUUGCCGCCGACAUCUCGAAUCCCUCUCUUGGCGGUGCCGUAGCAUUUUCAAACAGGCGAGAAGAAGACAAUAGCGACAAUAGUUUCCGUUGUGCCAACAUCUGGACAACCUCAAGACGUUACCGUUGCUGCCGCUCCUUGUCGGGAAUAAUUUACCUUACAUCUUCGCCGGUGGUAUAUCUUGCGAGAGCCCUUUCACUUUGUUGCAGACAUGGCGUUACCCGAAACGCCCCAGCUGUUGGGCCCACGAACCCCUUCGGGAGACGCGCCGACCCCUCGAAGGACGGCCCUACCGUCAAGGCCCGUUUCAUCGAAGGGAAAUAGCAGUGCAGCACAGCGUUCGAGGGAUGAAUUCCUCGUUCCCGAGGAUCAAGAUCGGAGCAGAUUCGAAGCGGAAAGUUCACGUCUCCUCACCGCUUCCCCUAGCCCUUCAAGCACAACACGUUUUAAGGCGGCAAGCCCUUCAAGUCAAGGCACAUUGCCAAACGACUCCGCCCCAGGGCAGAGUGGUCAGAUCUGCAGCAAUUGCCAAACAACUCACACACCUCUCUGGAGGAGAUCACCAACUGGCGAGACCAUCUGCAACGCCUGCGGCUUGUAUUUAAAGGCUAGAAACACAUCACGUCCGUUCAACUUGAAGCGACCUCCGAAUGUGGUUGCAAGCAAUGCCCGACAGUCGCCAGUCAAGCUCUCCCUCAAAGGCCAUGUGCCACUAUUACCCAACGCGCCCAUACCAACUUAUGUUGCCACGGAUCAGACGCCGACGGGGUCUUGCCCGGGAGGGGGGAAAUGCAACGGAACCGGCGGCGCCGAGGGAUGCAGUGGCUGUCCCGCGUAUAACAAUCGAGUGUCUAAGAGCGCGAGCCUCAGCGUGCUGAAAUGCCAGAGCGCAUCGAAACCAUCGUCGGACAACGGUCCAGACGACGCAGCGCCAAUUGAUAUCAAUGCGCUACAAGCACAAGGUCAGAACACCACGGUUGUGAUCGCCUGUCAGAAUUGUACGACGACGGUUACGCCUCUCUGGCGCCGGGAUGAGGCUGGCCACACCAUCUGCAAUGCGUGCGGGCUGUACUACAAGCUUCAUGGCGUACACCGACCUGUCACGAUGAAAAAAGCGGUAAUCAAGCGGAGGAAACGUGUCAUACCGGCAGCGGGCGGGAGUCCGGAGGUGGAGAGUGUACCGAGCGAAUGGGCGGAUUCCCCAUCUACGGACGGUGAAGCGCCGAUGGAAAGGGGAUCCGUCAACCCCGACGGCUCUGUAAAUCUCGGAAGCCGGCUGCGGCGAGACCCCCCUCUUACACUGGUGCCAGAGACGAUCCUGAGGCAAAACAAACAGGCCUCUCCCCUACCGUCCACUGAUCUCGGCCAAUACCACUCAUCAAACUCGAACCAACCACAUCAAUUACCUGAAUCGCUUACCGACGAGAACCGGCUCGCUCCGUUGACCUCGAUACCCAUGCCGGACGAUCGGCAAUCAUCCUUGUCCCCCGCGUCCUUCCUCUCUCCCUCUCGAAAACGAUCAUUUUGCGCCGCCGACAUGGACUAUCCCAGCUCAAGUGAUAGUGACCAUCCUAAACGCCUUUCGUCCAUCAAAUCGAUACUCAACCCCACAACUACAAGUGCAGGUCCGCAAACCACUUCUGAGCCUUCCCAGCGACCAUAUCCACCGUCGGCGCCUACAACUGCCUCGACGCCAAGUCCAGGGGCGUUCUCUAAUAGUUAUGCCGCCGCCGUUCCCCAAUCGCUUACCAGUGCUCAAUCCGGCUUGCGGGAUCAGGCUCGCGAGAUGGAGAUUUCCAAAGCUGAGAGGCGUGCGGCCUUGGCACGUGAAGCAGAAAGAAUGAGGGAACUGCUGGCAGCCAAGGAGAGGGAACUUGCUGAACUAGGGGAUGAAUAAUGGCAAUGGACGAUGCUGCUUUAGUUGAAUGACGUUAUUGAGGACUAUAGCAUUGGGUGUUUUUGGGGUUGUAGUUUGGGGUAAACAGAAUAUGGAGCGGCCUGUGGUGGGUUUCCAGCGAAUGGGAGUUACUGUUUGGACUUCAGGAAGGAUGGUCGGACUAUGCGUACGUUCAGCGAUGGUUGGGGAUAGUUACCUUCAAGGCGACUUGGUUGAGGCGUCCCAUAUGUGGCGAGAAAAUGUGUAGACGAGACCUAAGGCAACCAACACUACACUACACUUCAUAGCCAGCUAGACCUAGGCAUCGAUAGCUUGAUGCGUGGGAAACGCACUGGGCUCACAUGAA